CUGCGGCUUUAAAAUUCUCAGCCGUGUGCUGCCUUUGCAUAGACAAAUGGCCUCAUUUGAAAGCUCAUUUAGGCGACUACGCUGGGACUUUUAUUUGGAUAGAAAAUAAGGAAAUACUGUUUGUUCUCCAAAAACAUUGAGCUGGCCUAAGGUCAUUUUAUAACGGUAUCAAAAUUGUGGAGAUCACUGAAGUGUUCACAAAGGUUCAUCCCACAGCAGAUGGUUUAAGGAUGAGGAUUAAGACUUGACUCAGUUGCUCCUUCUUUUUGCAGUUAAAGGCCAAGAGGAUUGAUUGAACCAUAAUGGAACUCCCUGGGGAGCAGUACGCAUCCAAACUAGGCCAUGUCCCACUAUUGUCAAACACACAUUAGUCCAUUACGUUGUCUAGCCUUGUCUUUAAUAAUACAGUACAAUACAGGCCACAGUUGAUUAUUUAAUUAAAAAAAAAAAGUUAGGAUGGACAUGGGGCAAUUAAAAAAAAAAAAAAAAGCAGACCACCAGUUUUGUUUUUUUCUUUUUACUAGACUUUACACCGAUCUAAUCUGUUUGAUCGGUAUCGGCCAAUAAUUAGCAUUUUAUGCUGCUCGGCCGAUCAGCUUUCAUGUCAUAAUUCGCCGAUCUGCUCAAUGACGUCAUCAGCUACGCAAAGGACAUUUACUCUGCGUCGCGUAAAAGCUAGUUUAUUUUUCGCCUUUUCACGUGUCUUGUGGGGUAGUACUGUAACUAUCUGACAGCCAAUAAAGUUUUUUUUCAAUCUUGUCAGUGAAUAAAACACGUCGUCGAUGCGGGACUGUUUUGCGGUGUCUCAGACAAACGACAGGCAAGUUAUUUGCAGUCUGUGCACAACUGAAGUACGUCGUGGGGAACGUCAUUUAAAUGCUUCAACACAACUAAUUUGAUCGGGCACCCGAAGAAUGUACACGAGGCGCAUGCCGCGUUCAAGCAAUGCAGCUUGUGUGGUGGGGGCGGGGGGGAAUUGCCAAACGGACGCAAACUUUGGACAACACCCGUCCAUAUAGCCGGGACAGUGAGAAAGUUAGAGUAAGCAUGUCUUUAACAGUAUUUGUUAAAGUAAUUUGAUUACAAUAAAGUAAUUUAAUUACAGUAAGUUAGCACCCAUUAUUUCUAUCAUGUUGUAAUGUUGAUUUGACCUAAACUUAUGUCAGGGACCCGAUCCUUGAAUGCCCCCUAGAGGUCAUUGAUGUUUUAACUUUUGUCUAAAAUGCUAGAAGAUGCAGUACUCAUUAUACAGUACAAAAGUGUAUAUACAGUAAAUGAACAAGUCAUAUAAAUAGACACAUUGCUCCAUCUUGUGAUCGGUUAUCCUUUUUUUAAACCUGCUGAUCGGUCCCCAAAAUCCUGAUCGUGUAAAGCCUACUUUUUACCCUUAGGUCACACUGUGCUAGCUCACAGUUGCCAGCAGACUGCCUGGUGUCAUUUGGGCAACGGACGACGAGAACUGAGGCUAUCUUUGGCACAUCCAUACUGUACAUGGGGUUACUGCAUUUGGCUUCCUAACAGCUUGUGUUGGCCACUGAGGUUAAAAUGACAACACAUUAGGGCAGACUUAUUAAAAAUGCCGCAACAUGACAAUGAAACAUCUGGGGGCGGGGGGAAACUGUUGAUACAUUAAGCUCUUAGUCAUGGAUUAGUUGUGAUAAUACGAUUAAGACUUUUUCUGCAUCUAUAAUAGGAUUCUGUCACAUAGGAGAAAACUUGCUACAUUUGUUAUUCAUUGCUACAAUUUGAAAGCUGGAAAAAGAAAUGCUGUUGUCAUUUGUUUGCAAGUUUAAUAGGCCACACUUAAAGGCAGACAUGGUUAGAUGAAUGGAUACUAUAAAUUCAUCAUCAAGAAAUAACCUUUGUUCAGCACUUCUUGCACUUUGUGAAUUAUGAGAGCGGUUGUGAGUGUUGGCAUGUGGUACCAGUCAAUCUCCAGCCUGAGAGCAGAGCUGUGUGUGAGCAGGCCUGACAGGAAUCUAAUCUGCAGCUUCCACAUCUGUUUCCUCCUUUUCAUAGUACAUCCAUUCAGUCGCACUUCAUUCAGAUCCUACAGAAAGCAUUGUUUGGCACUGAAACUCUUGUAGAUUUUGAAUCUUCAGGUAUAUCCGGCAUGGUAGUUGAUGGACUGCAGAGUGGCAAAAAUAGGUGGGAUGAACAUUGCUGCCAUUUUAUUCUUAUUGAACCUUUUUAGGUUCUUCCUCUUCUUAGCUAUGCACCACUUACCGGUACUUUUCAUUUGCUGAUGUAAAACUAUUUACAGGGUUUCUUUAUUUGAAACAUGUUUACUGUAAAAGAUUUUAGAAGCACUUUGGAGCUAUGCUGUUUGAUAGUCUGCUUGUAGAGGUUCCUCAGGAGUAAAAAUUUGCGCCAGUGUUACUGCUCACUGAAGAAUCUAAAACUGCGACUGGAGAACAGAAUACAGUGUAGGGUUGGCAGGCUAUGGUGGUACAAAACAUUGUUUGCGCAAUGUCAGUAUCACUGUAGGGUGAGCAGAAUUGAGUUUUCUCACAAAGAGAUGGUUGUGACUUGUGAGGCAUCUUUUUCAUCUUGUAACCACAUAUUAAAAUAAAAUUCAGAAGUCAGUUACUGUAUGAAGAUCAACCACCUAUCGGUUCUGAGUACAAUGAUUGACUUUUACACAGGCCAAUGAUGUAUGAAGAGUGACUAAAAAGCCAGUCAAUGAGAGUCACAUUAAGGGCCUCAUUCAGUCUGCUUCAUUCUUUAUUCAGAGUGUUUACAUGAUCCUGUAAUGUUUAUUGCAUUAGCUUUGCUGUUCCCCCCCCCUAAAAUUGGUUAAUUAAAAUGUAUUGAUUUAUGUAUUUUUAAAAUUUAAUUAUCCAAUAAAAUAAUUGGUUGAAUGAUUUAUUGUGAAGAAUACAAGAAGUAUAUUUUAUUAAUUGUUAUAAAACAAUUAGUUGGUUAAAAUAAAUAUAAAUUUGAAUAACGUAGAUCAUUUUACACUUGAAACUAUAUGAGUCCCAGGAUGCACAUGUCAUGGAAACAAUGAGUCCCAGCCCUGGAACAAUGAGUCCCUGCAAUUUUAUCAUUACGGAAUACAGAUACAGUAAUCCUCCUCGACAUCACGGUUUUUGCUUCACAGUCUUGCUAUAUUGCAGAUUUUUAUUACAGUUUUAUACUUUUUGUACAAUAUUGUUGUCAUCGAUUGCUCUUGCUUUUUCUCAAUAUACUAUGUGUUUAGGCCUGCCAUGAUAGCAAUGUUUUAGAACGAUAUAUUUCCCCAAAAACCUUCAUGAUAAAUGAGAGUAUCGAAGUAUUUUUAUUUUUUAUUUUUUUUAUGCCACUGAUAUAAUGAUAUUAGAGCAUAAUAAAGAAUUGUGCACAUCUUACAAAUUCUGCCCUGGUAAUAAAACAUGAGAGCACAACUGUGUAAUGUUCUCUCAUUUACUAAAUAACAGUAGGGCUGCUUUUCAUUAUAAAUAAAAAGAUAAAGUUAUAUGUGUUCAAAUAAACUUAAGAAAAAUAAAGGUAGUUUUCCCCUUUUCUGUUUGGCAUCUUGCCACAACAUUGAAGUCUCAAACAAAUUAACAGAUUUUAUUUUAACAGCGGAACCGUUUAAGAGGUUAUGUUUGUUCAAAACCUUUGUUUUGUUUCAUAACGGCAUUUCAGAUCUAUGCACUUUUUUUUUUAUAAGUGCUCCGGGUGGGAACUAUCCGCUGAGAAGUACAUACAAAAAUGACACUGACUAUUCCAUUUUAAGCACCAUUUUCUUCCUUUAUCGGUCAUUUUCUAAUCUUUCUCUGUCUUUAACUCAAUUUACACACUGCGUCUCUUUCUCCCUCCCCUGCUAUGUUUCUCCUCGUCUCUGUGUGGGCUGCCCGCAAUCAGUGAUUAUGCCUGAGAUGCAGAUUUGAUUGGGUGAAGGGGGUGGCUGAACUGGCAUGUGAUUGGUCAGUAUGGUUCAUCACUACCUUAAAGCCUGUAGUAUGUUGUGGCACUCUGUAUGUCGAGAAUCAUAACCUUUUUUUUUUUCUUUCUUUUUUUGGCAAUGGUGUGCGUACGUAGGGCACUACUUCUGGGUCCGGAAAAAUGAGAAUCCAUUAGUAUUUUAUUAUUAAAAUGAACUAUUUUAUAUACACAGUUGACCUCAUCUAUGAAUGACUUUGCUCAUCUAGCUAUCUUAAAAAUCAAAUAUGGCCACAUUGACCACAAAAGUUUGCCCAUCCUGUGUCCAUAGUAAGAGACAAUCUGAGGAGGUGGGACCUAAAGAGAAAUGAAAGUUAUAGUGCAGUCUGGGCUAUAUUCUCCUGUUUGCACAAGUAAUUGUAUUCUCUAUUAGCAUAUUUUCCCAUCCAGACUGGUGAAUUUAGGAAUGAGUACGCAAAUACCAAAGCGGUGUGAUAAAUUGAAUUCUGAGGCUAGCUGUAAAUCAUGGAGCAUGGAGUUAUCAGUUUUCCAGAUGUGUGACUGUCAUUGAAAUGCAUGAGAAACAUAAAGCGCCCUUUUAGUAUGAAAAUACCUUAGCCUACAUAGCGGAUGUGUCGUCGGCCAGUCAGGAGGUGUGCACCGCUCGGGCUAACACAUUUUGAAGGAGAGGAUGUGUUUUUUAUUCUUCAGGAUAGGACAGGACUCCAAAGAGAGGCACCUGUGAGUCAGGAGCCUGUUACAACAGUUCUGCGAUUUUUUUUUUCUCCUUAAAAACUCUUCUUUUUUCCCUCAUGCCUUUUAGAGCAUUUCCACUUUUAAAUAUUUUUUGCACUGUACGCUGUUUUAAUUGUACUUUUAUUUUUUGCUGUCUGUUUUAAUUGUUUAUAAGCUGUUUUUUCUUAUUUUUCUAAAUAUGCUUAUAUGACAUGACAUUUGUGUUUCUUGAACAUAUGAUAGAAGAUGUAAAUUUACAAUGUUGUUAGGCAGGAGGAAUUUGUUAAUUACGAUAACUUUUACCGUUUUGUUCACUUUUACUUUUAAGCUCAUGAGCACCCAAUGAGCGCUUUGACUUGCACAAGGCAAGAAAAUCCGAGGGACUUUUUGACGCGCUAAGAUGCUUUUGCGAUUGAUAACCACCACCUUGCAUAAUCUAGAUAAACACAACAACAGGAAAUAUCUAGUGACACAUAGGCACAUGCCCACACACGUGGCUUGUCCCAAAAUUAAUGCUGUUGUGCAUCUACUAAUGAGUAAGACAUGCUUAAUGUUUUUGUCAGCAGCCACAUUUCACAAUGAAAAUAAACAGAAUGCAGCAUUGUAUAAUGAAGCGAUGGCACACCUAAACCGGAAGAAUGCCAUUUUCUUUUAAUGAGCAGUGUGAACAAAUGCAGGCCUAUAGGGGGCACAAGCCAGUGCAAACUGUAGGCUGGUCCCAAACCCGGAUAAAUGCAGAGGGUUACGUCAGGAAGGGCAUCCGGCUUAAAACUUUGCCAAACAAAUAUGAGCGUUCAUCCAAAGAAUUCCAUACCGGAUCGGUCGUGGCCCGGGUUAACAACGUCCGCCACCGGCGUUGUCAACCUGCAGGGCGCCGUUGGAAAUUCAGCAACUGUGGGUCAAAGUCGAAGAAGAAGAAGAGGUGGAAAGCGGGUUCUUCAGCAGAAAGAGAAGAGGAAAGCACAGAGCCUAGAACUGAAUGUGGGGACUUUGAAUGUUGGGACUAUGACAGGAAAAUCUCGGGAGUUGGUUGACAUGAUGAUUAGGAGAAAGGUUGAUAUAUUGUGUUUCCAGGAGACCAGGUGGAAAGGCAGUAAGGAUAGAAGUUUAGGGGCAGGGUUUAAAUUAUUUUACCAUGGUGGAGAUGGGAAGAGAAAUGGAGUCGGGGCUAUUUUAAAAGAAGAGUUGGCUAAGAAUGUCUUGGAGGUGAAGAGAGUAUCAGAUCGAAUGAUGAGGCUGAAACUUGAAAUUGAGGGUGUUAUGUAUAAUGUGAUUAGUGGCUAUGCCCCACAGGUAGGAUGUGACCUAGAAGUGAAAGAGAAAUUCUGGAAGGAGCUAGACGAAGUAGUUCUGAGCAUCCCAGACAGAGAGGGAGUCAUGAUUGGUGCAGAUUCUAAUGGACAUUCUGGUGAAGAAAAUCAUAUAAGGAAAAAGGUAAGCUAAGAAGAAGUGGGACACUGAGAGGACCGAGGAGAGGCGAAAGGAAUACAUCUAGAUGUGACACAGGGCAAAGGUAGAGGUGGCAAAGGCCAAACAAGAGGCAUAUGAUGACAUGUAUGCCAGGUUGGAGACUAAAGAAGGAGAAAAGGAUCUAUACAGGUUGGUCAGACAGAGGGAUAGAGAUUGGAAGGAUGUGCAACAGGUUAGGGUGAUUAAGGGUAAAGGUGGAAAUAUGUUGACUGGUGCUAGCAGUGUGCUAGCUAGAUGGAAAUAAUACUUUGAGGAGUUGAUGAAUGAGGAAAAUGAGAGAGAAGAGAGAGAGUAUGGUGGACCAGGAAGUGGCAAUGAUUAGUAAGGGGGAAGUUAGAAAGGCAUUCAAGAGGAUGAAAAAUGGAAAGGUAGUCGGUCCCGAUGACAUUCCUGUGGAGGUAUAGAAGCAUCUAGGAGAGGUGGCUGUGGAUUUUUUGACCAGCUUGUUCAAUAGAAUACUAGCGCGUGAGAAGAUGCCUGAGAAAUGGAGGAAAAGUGUGCUGGUGCCAAUUUUUAAGAACAAGGGUGAUGUGCAGAGCUGUGGGAAGUAUAUAAGAAUGAAGUUGAUGAGCCACACAAUGAAGUUAUGGGAAAGAGUAUGGGAGGCUAGACUCAGGACAGAAGUGAGUAUUUGCGAGCAACAGUAUGGUUUCAUGCCUAGAAAGAGUACCACUGAUGCAUUAUUUGUCUUCAGGAUGUUGAUGGAAAAGUACAGAGAAGGUCAGAAGGAGCUACAUUGUGUCUUUGUAGAUCUAGAGAAAGCCUAUGACAGAGUACCUCGAGAGGAACUGUGGUACUGCAUGCGGAAGUCUGGAGGGGCAGAGAAGUAUGUUAGAAUAAUACAGGACAUGUACGUGGGCAGCAGAACAGUGGUGAGGUGUGACAGACGAAAUUAAGGUGGAGGUGGGACUGCAUCAGGGAUCAGCCCUGAGCCCCUUCCUGUUUGCAGUGGUGAUGGAUAGGCUGACAUAUGAGGUUAGACCGGAAUCCCCGUGGACCAUGAUGUUUGCAGAUGACAUUGUGAUCUGCAGUGAAAUCAGGAAGCAGCUGGAGGAACAGUUAGAAAGAUGGAGGCAUGCACUGGAAAGAAGAGGAAUGAAGAUUAGCCGAAGUAAGACGGAAUAUAUGUGCAUGGAUGAGAGGGGUGGUGGGGGAAGAGUGAGGCUACAGGGAGAAGAGAUGGCAAGGGUGGAGGACUUUAAAUACUUGGGGUCAACCGUCCAGAGAAAUGGUGAGUGUGGUCAGGAAGUGAAUAAACUGGUCCAAUCAGGUUGGAACGGGUGGAGGAAGGUGUCAGGUGUGUUAUGUGAAAGAAGAGUCUCUGCUAGGAUGAAGGGCAAAGUUUAUAAAACAGUGGUGAGUCCAGCCAUGAUGUAUGGAUUAGCACUGAAGAAACAACACGAAGCAGAGCUAGAGGUGGCGGAAAUGAAGAUUUUGAGGUUCACUCUCGGAGUGACCAGGUUGGAUAAGAAAUGAGCUUAUCAGAGGGACAGCCAAGGUUCAAUGUUUUGGAGACAAAGUUAGAGAGAGCAGACUUCGAUGGUUUGGACACGUCCAGAGGAGAGAUAGUGAGUAUAUUGGUAGAAGGAUGAUGAGGAUGGAGCUGCCAGGCAAGGGUGCUAGAGGAAGACCAAAGAGAAGGUUGAUGAUGUCGUGAGGGAAGACAUGAGGGCAGUUGGUGUUUGAGAGGAGAAUGCAGGAGAUAGGCCUACAUGGAAAAGGAUAACGCGCUGUGGUGACCCCUAAAGGGACAAGCCGAAAGGAAAAGAAGAAGAGCAGUGUGAACACAGGCCAGUAGGGGACAGGAGUGGGAGGGGUAAUUUUGACCAAGUCCGGCAGGGUUCGAUUGGCCUAGGGCAGGGGUGUCAAACUCAUUUUUGUCACAGGCCACAUCUUAGUUAUGACGUCCCUCGGAGGGCCGCUACAACUGUGAACCCAUAUAAAUGAAAGAUUACCUCAUAUACUGUAAUUACAUACAGUAUACACAACACAUUGAUGCAUAACCAGUUUUGAAAUCAGAAGCCUAUAAAAACCUGUUUUUCAACUAUUACAUUUCUUUUCAAAGUGGGAUUGGUAACUAAAAAAUGCUUGCAAAUAUCUCAAUGGUAUUACACCAGAACGCAAUGAGCAAUUUUGAUUUGCUUUCGCGGGCCACAUAAAAUGAUGUUUGACACCUGUGGCCUAGGGUGAGUAUGCCCUGAAUUAAAAGGGGGAGAUCCUAUACUCAUGUCACACGAAAUACAGCAGUUUUAUUAUCUUGAAUUAAAUUUUAUUAACCAAAAAUAAUCCAACAGGUCUAAAAUAUAUUUUUGCUGUGUUCAUAAACCCCCUGCAAUGGUGCAGUCUUUUGGUUGGUCGAGAUCAGUGAUCACUAUUGAUAAAAUCAGUAACAGACUGCUGUGGUGUAGCUUCAUGUUUGUACAGAUUAAGAUAACAAUGUAAUUUCCUCUGGUCCUCAUCCAUCAGCAGCUUGUAGGCAUGCUGACAAUUGACAAGCAUAAUAGCGUUGCUUUUUGCAAUGUAUUUUUAGAUUCUGUGAUCCUUUUAUUGCUCAUUUUUCAAGAUUCAGGGAGCCAUCCUCAUUAAUCACACUUAUAAGCAAGACAUGGUUUCAGGUAAAGGUCACUUCAAGUAUGGUUAUUUUUGAACAAGCAAAUGUGAUCAGUUUGAUUGGUGUUGUACGCUAAAUGCUAAAAUAUUUUAGCAUUGACUCAAAUAUUAAAGAAGCACUUUGUUCACUUGACAUUGACACAUUUGAGCGGUUUUCGGAAUGGGCUCCAACUAAGUCUACCUAAAACAUGGAGGAAUGCCAUUCAUCCAGCUAAGGUAUGUCGAAGUUGCGUCUCAGGGAAGUGGGUGUCAAGCAGUUCCAGUCAUAAUUCCAACAGAGCUCACUGAAAUGCAGAGGGAAAAGUGUUAAUGGCAUAGUCCCAAUGUUGUCAUUGCCAUAGCAUUAUUUAUUUCUGUUCUUUGCACUAGAUGAGCAGGAUGAGCACCUUUUAUUCAUGAGGGACCAGUUAUCUCUUGUGCAAAGGCAAAGUUAUAUUUCAGAAAGUCAUCCUGAGGCAGUGUUUCUAAUCUCAUUUCCAGCUAUCGUGCCACUGCUUCACAACCAGGUGAAGAUAACACUGAGAUCCUGUUCCCGCCACUAUCAAUGCCAACUGCAAAAUACAAAUUACUACACUUUGGUGAAGGUGUGGUUCCUCUUUGAUUUUAAUUUGAAUACUUCCAAAUAGUUUUUAGCUUGUCUUCAUACAUAAGUAACUAGAAUGGCACUCAGUAGAUGGCAGUGCUCUAUCAACGUUGUACAACUAGCAACUAAAUUCUGGAUCAUUGUCCCAAUAAUAAAAGAAAGUGUAUUACUGUAUAUCGUCUCUGGAUCAUAGAGAAGUCGUACCACAAAAUAAAUCAAAAUCUGUUUGCAAUGUUUUAAGUUUGUCACAAAAAAAUAUAAAUUCCAAUUUUGUUUGAUUCAAAUGUAUUCAAAAUGUUCAAGUUACGUAGAAAACAUGCACACAACCAUGACUUCUGUUGGGAGAGGUAAUACAAACAGGACAAGUUGUUGAUGUGCUUGUCCCAUCAGAGGGAGCCAGAGCGAGUCAGUCGCAUGAUUUGUUUGGCACAGGUUUUGUGCCUAAUGCCCUUCCUGACACAAACCACCUUUUUUUUUUUUAACUGAAAAUGUAUUGAAUUGUAUCUCCAAAUGUGCGCAAUCAUUUCCUGUUAUUAUAAGAAACUUAACCAAUCCCCACAAUUUCACCGAAAAAGUUUGAACUAUGCUUAUUGGAAGAUACUGUAUGUGAAUUAUAUAUACUAAAAAAAGAAUAAAGUAUUAUAUACAAUAGUUUAGUGAUCUUCCAUCCAUCUGUUUUCUGAGCCUCACAAGGGUCGCGGGAGUGUUGGAGCCUAUCCCAGCUAUCAUCGGGCAGGAGGCGGGGUACACCCUGAACUGGUUGCCAGCCAAUCGCAGGGCACACAUAAACAAACAACCAUUUGCACUCACAUUCACAGCUAGGAGCAAUUUAGAGAUUUCAAUUAACCUACCAUGCAUGUUUUUGGGAUGUGGGAGGAAACCGGAGUGCCCGGAGAAAACCCACGCAGGCAUGGGGAGAACAUGCAAACUCCACACAGACGGGCCCGGGGAUUGAACGACGGUCCUCAGAACUGGGAGGCAGACGCUCUAACUAGUCGACCACCGUGCCGACUUUAGUUUAGUGAUCUUGUAAAACAUAAUUGCAGUGCAUUUUGGUUUGAUGAUGCAUACGGGUAAUAUUGCUGAGCUAGUUUGCAUGAACAUCCGGUCAAAACGUCACACUGGACUACAAGCACAGAAAACGUAAAAUUUUUCAAAAUCCACUGGAAGCGGAUUAGGCCUCAAAUACUACAAGAAAUACAAGAGAAGCAUAAGAGAAAGUGUUUUACUUUUUCAUGACGGUGGACCUCAUAUUUUGGUGUUUUUUUGCCACGAUACAUUAUUAUGUUACAGUAAGAUGAGUCAAUUUGCAGCAAAAACAAAAAAAAGUGUCAAAAGUAUAAUUGUAAAUGAAAAUAUUUUCAGAUAACUACAAGUUGGAUAGUAUUUAAGUCCUAUUAAUAACCUCAUAUCCUUAACAAUGUUUGCAAUUGUCAGUAAAGAAUGAAAAUGUGAUAGGCACCAGCAUAACGUGUCAUAUGUUCCGGGUUUUGUCUUCCCCCCCUGUUUCACACACACCUGCUCAUGUGAGCAUCUUCAUCACCUGUGCCUCGUUCACCCUAAUUACCCCUUGUAUAUAACCUCGUGUCUCAUUUCCUCUCGUUGCCAGUUCGUUGUACCUUGUCGUCGCGUUCCAGCAUUCCUUGUUUCCACGUCAUAGAUUCACAGUAAGACCUGACCCUGUUCCGAUUAUCGACCUUGUCUCUUUGCCUCAUGUUUUUGGAUACUGUUGCCUCUCUUGGAUUGCCUGCCUGUGUACCGACCUAUGCCCGUCUAUUAAACCUCUCUUUUUGGAAACUGUCAAUUUGUUUUGGAGUCGUGCAUUUUUGGGUCCUAUCCUCUGUUCCGUUCAUGACAGAACGAACUGGCCAGAACAUGGACCCAGCAGACUCAGACCCGGUGCGCAAAGCCCUUCAAGCGCAGGGUCAACGCCUCGCGAAGCAGGAUGAGCAGAUUGCCGCCCUCCACCUUCAUCUAGAGGGACUGUCAAGGAAUCAGGACAAUAUGAUGAGACAGGUGGCCUCGCAGUUUGAACUUCUUUUGAAAUUUUUUCAAGAGAAGGAGCCAGUGGGCACCACACCCAGUACUGCCACGGUAUUUCCGUGUGAGGUAGUCACCAUGCAGCCACCUGCCACCUCCGCUGCUGUCUGCCCACAGCUCUCUCGACCGGAGAGGUUCUCUGGAGAAUCUGGGAACAUUAAGCCGUUCAUCACGCAGUGCGAACUCCACUUUGAACUGCAGGGAGCCGCCUUCCCCACCGAGCGGGCAAAGAUCGCAUUCGUCAUUUCCCACCUGACUGGUCGUGCGGAGGCGUGGGCUACUGCUGAAUGGAGCCGCAAUUCCGCCGCGUGUCAUUCAUGGGCUUUUUUCGUCAAGACUAUGGAGCAAAUUUUUCAAUUUUCCACUCCUGAUCGUGAGGCAGCUCGCUCCCUUGUCACCUUACAACAAGGCAAGCGCAGGGUGUCAGAUUACGCGAUUGAGUUUCGCAUUCUAGCAGCUGAGACUCAUUGGAAUAAUCGGGCGCUACUCGAUGCCUUUUUUCAAGGACUAUCCCCCGCCGUCAAGGAUCAUUUAGUCCCGCUAGACCUGCCACCCGACUUGGACACUCUCAUCGCUCUCGCCCUCAAGAUCGACAGAAGGCUUUUGGAUCGCGAGCUGGAUGGAGAUCGGCGGAGGGAUGCUUCACCGCGCACUUGGAGGACGAGCCUCGGUGACAAGCCAAACCAUGGCAGAUUCCCUGCUGCCAGUCUCAAUCCACUGGCUAGCGUCACCACGGAUGAGCCCAUGCAACGGGGCAGGUUCCGUCUCUCCUCUGAGGAACGUCAACGCCGGCUGAGGGAAGGGCGGUGCUUCUACUGCGGUCAGUUGGGUCAUUCCGUGAGCAACUGUCACGUCAAAGUUGCCGGUGCCGGUAGCCAGGGCACGGGAGAGGUGAGUCUGAAUUUCAUUAAGGAAGACCCUACACGGGUUCUUCCUAAAGUGACACUAGGCUCUCCUGAUUUAUCUCAAGUGCCCACCUGUUAUCAGGAUAUUAAAGAUGUUUUUUCCAAGUCCAAGGCCAAAUCCCUUCCACCCCACAGACCUUAUGACUGUGCUAUUGACUUGCUGCCUGGAACUACACCCCCACGAGGGAGGUUGUUCUCUCUUUCAGGGCCGGAACACAAGGCCAUGAAGGAAUACAUAGAAGAAUCACUGGCAGCCAGGAUCAUUCGCCCAUCUUCAUCCCCUGCGGGAGCAGGAUUUUUCUUCGUGGACAAGAAAGACAAGACCCUGCGACCCUGUAUCGAUUACCGGGGUCUCAAUGAGAUCACGGUAAAAAACAGGUACCCUCUUCCUCUCAUCUCCACCGCCUUUGAGUUCCUGGAGGGAGCCAAGAUUUUCACAAAACUGGACUUAAGAAAUGCAUAUCAUCUAGUCAGGAUAAGGGAGGGGGAUGAAUGGAAAACAGCAUUUAACACACCAACGGGACAUUAUGAAUAUUUGGUAAUGCCUUUUGGGCUUACUAACGCUCCAGCUGUUUUCCAGAACCUUGUCAACGAUGUCCUGCGCGACAUGUUGAAUGUUUAUGUUUUUGUUUAUUUAGAUGAUAUUCUGAUAUUCUCCCCGGAUGAGGAGACUCACAUUAUUCAUGUCCGCUCUGUUUUGCAGCAGUUACUGCAGAAUCAACUCUAUGUCAAGGCUGAGAAAUGUGAGUUCCACCAGGCGUCCGUUUCUUUUCUGGGUUUCGUCCUGGCUCAAGGUGAAGUCAAGAUGGACCCUUGCAAAAUCGAUGCCGUUAUUAAUUGGCCUACUCCACGUCACGCAAAGAUGUACAAAGGUUCUUAGGGUUCGCAAACUUCUACAGGAAAUUCAUCAGGAAUUUCAGUUCUAUAGCCUCUCCUUUGCAUGAUCUUACCUCGCCACACAAACCUUUUGUAUGGAACCCGCUUUGUCAUGCAGCUUUUCAAAAACUUAAGUCGAGCUUUACC
This is a messenger RNA of Phyllopteryx taeniolatus (common seadragon), 13233 nucleotides long. RefSeq lists its product as uncharacterized. Gene Ontology annotation, molecular function: zinc ion binding; nucleic acid binding. The transcript has a single exon. Lineage: Eukaryota; Metazoa; Chordata; Actinopteri; Syngnathiformes; Syngnathidae. The coding region runs from base 10979 to 13090 and encodes 703 amino acids. The record is from RefSeq and is a predicted model, not a curated record.